Helianthus annuus (common sunflower) is the source of this 1124-nucleotide messenger RNA. Its product is annotated as squamosa promoter-binding-like protein 8. The coding region runs from base 70 to 903 and encodes 277 amino acids. Gene Ontology annotation, cellular component: nucleus. The transcript is spliced from 3 exons. Gene Ontology annotation, molecular function: DNA binding. Lineage: Eukaryota; Viridiplantae; Streptophyta; Magnoliopsida; Asterales; Asteraceae. The record is from RefSeq and is a predicted model, not a curated record.
ACACUAUGACAGCUUUUCAUAUCUUUUGCAGACCAACAACAACAAACCGAUCGGAAAACAAAACCUCAAAUGUUGGACUACGAAUGGGGCAUGCUAAACGGCGCCGUUUCAGUCACCGCCGUCGACGAGCCCGCCUCACAAUCUGACCAAACCCGCCACAUCUUUGACCACUACUCACAAACCUUCAACGACACCAACAAUUCACACUAUCUCAACCCAAAUGACUUCAUUCACCAAACCCAUAACCCGACCCAUCACUACCUCCACAACCACCCGACCCAAACCCACCCCCAUUUCAGUUCCAUGUACGACCCACGCGCCUACGCCGGCGAGUGUGGAUACCAACACUCUCCAACGCCGUUACUCUCGCUUGAGCCGGAGAGCGGCGGCUCGCAACCGGCUUACAUGCUCUUGCCGAAAACGGAGCCGGCGGCUUGCGCCAUUGACUUUGCUAACAACCGGAUUGGGUUGAACUUGGGUGGGCGGACGUAUUUUUCAUCCGCAGAGGAUGAUUUUGUGAACCGGCUGUACCGCCGGUCCAGGCCGCUAGAGGCAGCGCUUGUUAGCUCGCCACGCUGUCAGGCUGAGGGGUGUAAUGCCGAUCUUACCAACGCUAAACAUUACCACCGCCGACACAAGGUGUGCGAGUUUCACUCCAAGGCUUCUACUGUCAUCACCGCUGGCUUGACCCAACGCUUUUGCCAGCAGUGUAGCAGAUUCCAUCUCUUGUCGGAAUUUGAUAAUGGAAAGAGAAGUUGUCGGAAGAGAUUGGCUGAUCACAACCGUCGGCGUAGAAAAUCAUCACAAAAUCAAGACCAUAGCAAGUCCUUCGUCACUGCUACAAGUACUCAAAGUUCAUCUUCCGAAAUCAUAUCAAGGUAUCAAGCGGAUUCAAGAGUUUAAUCCUGAUGGGUGGCACAAUGCAAUUGGUUUCCAUUAUCGAAGAUCAACAUGGUAUCCCUCGACUAGGUGACUAGCUAGUAUAAAUAAUGUCGUUUUUCUAUUAAAUUUUUAGAUUGGUACGACAAAAGUUUUAAUUUCAUCGGAUUUUAAUUCUUAAUUAAAUGUAUGGUAGGCUUAAUUAGUUUUAUAUAUAGAAAUUAUUUACUGACUCUAGUUUUAUC